AUGUCUGCCCCAGUCGGUGUCACAGUUUUUGCCGCUUCGCUGCAACGUGUCAUGCUUGAGAAGCUUGGCAAGGCGGAGGUGAACGAUCUUGUGGUCAUGAAUUUGUCCAUGUUGGUGCCAAUGCUGGCGGCAGGUCAACUUCUAAAGAAGCUGAUCCCUUGGGAGGGUGCCCCCAGCUACAGCAAGUGGCUGAUCUUCCUGAGUGUGGCCGAGGCUGUGGGGAUGGCGCUGCUGACCAUAAGCUUGCUCAUGACAGGCUCCACACUCCAGAGUAUUUACUCCCGCGGUUGUGAGCUUGCGGCCACCGUCGUAGUGGACAGCUUCGUCAAGCGCGAGGUCGAGGCGCCGCUUAUGACGUUGAGCCGGCGGCUCUUUGUGCUCGCCCUCGCCGUCUUCGGCGCCGUGCUGUUGCUCGCAACCAAGAGCAUGCAUUCGGGGGGCUUGGGGCACACGAGCUUCUGCUUGGCCAUCAUCGCGCUGCGCUCCUCGUGCUACGCCUUCAUGUCCAUUGUGGAGGACAUGCAAAUCAAGGCCUUCGCAGUUUCACCUUACAAGCUCUUGCACUUCGAGGUUCUCGGUGGCGGCUUGAUGACGCUGCUCAUCAUACUUCCGAUAUCCCUCAGCCCGGCCAUGCGUGACGCCUUCAAACUCGUCACGCUGCCAGAGACGAUUGCAAACCUCCAGGCCAGUUGGAACAUCAUGGCGUGCUACGCGAUGUUUCUUGCGGCUUGCUUGAUCCAGAACGCCGGGCGGAUCCUUGUGCUGCGGCGCCUAUCUGCCGUGCAUUAUGCCUUCUCUGGAAUCCUGAUCCCUUUCUUCACGAGCAUCAUUCAGCACGUGAUGUGGUACAUGUCCGAGGGGAAAGCCGGCGAGCCGGUGUGGGCCGUCGGCGACGGCCUCGGCUGUGUGUUGGUUUCCUACGUUUGUGUGUGCGUCGCGUUGUAUCUCUUCAUGUACUGGUCUGAGAAGCCGUCCGCACUUUUUUUGGGUGGGAUGCUGGUGCAAAGGCAGCAUUGGCAAGAACACCCACGCGAGGCCCUGCACGCUGAGCGCAUGCGAAAGAUCUGCAGGAGCGGGGAAGAGUACAGGCAGUGUAUGAUCGGGUGCUACGCGGGUACUGCAAGCGACUACAGACACCUUGCCGCCUUCUUCGGUUUCGUUGCCAGGGCAUACCACCGCAUUCCUUCUUUGCCGAGGAAGGAAGACGCGCAUGUGCACCACAUUCCAACCAAGAUGCCCCGUUGCUUGGGCGCGCAAAAAUGGGAUGACAUCGACAUCUUGCGUUUCCGGACUGUGCGCAAUUUCGAGUCGUUCCCCUUCCCGUCUGACAUGACCGCCAAGCAGCGUUCCCUCCUGCACGAGGUGUUAAGGACAGCCGCCGUCGAGUUCGGGGACCGCUUCGCCUUGGACGUCAAGCAAGUGCGGAUGGCGGACGUGCCGGAGAAGUGGCCUAUGAACGAGUACGAGGCGAUGCACUCUGCGGGCUUGCUGGAAGACUGGCCGGAGAACCGCAGCUUCUUCAACUUCACUUGUCGGCCCAUUCGGCCCCAAGCCGGAAGGAGGAUGGCCGUGACCCCCGAGAUGGCAAACAAGGUGGAGGUGAGCUUGCUAGUGAAUGAGGAGGACCACAUGCGUUUCAUUUGCACCGUUCCAGAGCCAGAUGCCGACUCAGUCGCCCUUGCCUGGGAGGUGUGGACCAACUUGAUCGAGUUUGUCUCCACUGCAUGCCGCUUGCCCCAAGAAGCGCCCCAAUCAGCGAUGCCCGCGGAGAGCACCUCUGAUUUCAGGGAGGAAAGCAGGUCCUUGUGCUAUGCGUACACGCCUGAGUUCGGAUACCUGGCGUCUUGUCCUUCUAACUGCGGAACAGGCUUCAAGAUCGGGGUUCGCAGCAAGCGCACGGGAUUUACGACCAACACGACGCGUCGUUUGGGAUACCCUGUGGAAGAGCUCAUCCAGACUGCCUUCGCAGAACGUAAGGAAACUUUUAAAGCAGACGAAGAUGUUCCUUUUGCAUCUUGGCAAAUGGAGCAAGCCAAGCACAUCAAGUAUGGAACGGUUUGA
Symbiodinium natans is the source of this 2061-nucleotide messenger RNA. The record is from the annotation of a GenBank genome assembly. NCBI's taxonomy places the organism in Eukaryota, Dinophyceae, Suessiales, Symbiodiniaceae.